AGGGGAACGCUGGUAGAGGUACUUUGAGGGUAGUAAGCUAAGUAUGUAAACACCUCUGGUUUAUGUGAAGAAACCUGAUAAAGUAAAUAAUUUUUGUUACUAUUUAUAUGGUAUAGUACAACGUGGAUGGCAAGUGUUAUUCGCACGAUAUAAAUUAUUAGACUAAUUUUUAGGCUAUGGAAAUCUAUAAGGUGUCGCUGAACUCAUGAUGUAUAAGCUCAUCUUUGAAUCGAUUAAUUUGUUACGCAUUACGUGUAGAGGGAAAGUGACAGCAUUGUAUUGAGUGUUAUUUGAAUAUCAGAACGUCUGUGUUUCAUUAUAAAUUUUAAACAGUUCAAUUCAUAAGUUUACAAAAGUUUCAAAAUUGAUAAUACGAUGGUUCGAACGCGAACUAUGACGCAGGAUGAAUAUAAAAAAAAUCAUGCAAGCUUUAAAAUAAUUUACGGCUUUCACUCGUCACCGUUUGGAAAUUGUUUACUUGGCGUGACGGACACGGACAAAGCUGUAUUGUAUUUGGCGUUUGUUGAUAGAAAUGAUGAAGGAGGACUAGCGGACUUAAAAAAUAAUUGGCCUCUGUCCGAAUUAGUUGAAGACACUAACAAUGAAACAGAAGAAAUUAUACGCAAUAUUUUUUCUCCAUGUGCAUUUGUCGAUGAUUUCUUAACAGUACUUUUGAUGGGUACAGAAUUUCAAAUAAAAGUUUGGGAAUGUUUAUUAACUGUACCCAAAGCUACUACAAUAACUUAUGAGCAAAUUGCACUGAGUAUAAGCAAUCCAAAAGCUGUACGUGCUGUUGGUAAUGCUGUAAUGAAAAACAGGAUUGCGUAUCUUGUACCAUGCCAUAGAGUGGUAGGAAAGUCCGGCAGUAACAAGUAUAAAUGGGGAACAGAACUCAAAGAAACUAUAAUAUCACAUGAAUGUCAAUACCCUUAAGAUUGUUUCUUCUGUAUUCUUUACCAUAAACUGCAAGAGUUUUUUUUUAUAUGGUUUAUAAUUUUUCAUAUGUAUUUGAUAUUGAACUCUUGCAAGUAAAAUAUUUCUUUCAUUAUAUUUUCAAAUUCCAGUUAGAGGAUCAGUAGAAAGGUAUAAAAUAUAAAGUACAUGUAUUUAUAUUUAAAUAAUAAUCGGUAUAUCGGUUAUAUAUAAAAUUGUUAAUGCAAAAACUUGUAUAUUUUAGUAUUUUACAUUAAUCUAAAAAUAUUCGAUUAUCGCUGAAAGUGAAAAUGUUAUCUACAUUAUGUAUAUUACCGAGUACGUUAUUAAAAUUAUACGCUAAUAAAUGAAACGCCAAGUUUACAAAUACA
Messenger RNA from Nomia melanderi (Alkali bee), 1304 nucleotides. RefSeq names its product O-6-alkylguanine-DNA alkyltransferase (gene agt). Gene Ontology annotation, molecular function: methylated-DNA-[protein]-cysteine S-methyltransferase activity. Gene Ontology annotation, biological process: DNA repair. The record is from RefSeq and is a predicted model, not a curated record. NCBI's taxonomy places the organism in Eukaryota, Metazoa, Arthropoda, Insecta, Hymenoptera, Halictidae.